AUGAUUUGGUAUGUGGCCACUUUGAUAGCAAGUGUAUUCAGCACCCGAGGAACGGCCGCUCAAGGUUCCCACGGUGUGCGAGAGGAGCCCCAAUUUGUGACAGCACGUGCAGGAGAGAACGUCAUCCUGGGAUGUGAUGUGUCCCAACCUUUAAACGGCCAACCCUACGUGGUGGAGUGGUUUAAGUAUGGAAUGCCAAUCCCCUUUUUCAUCAAUUUUCGAUUUUAUCCUCCUCAUGUGGACCCAGAGUAUGCCGGCCGGGCCACUCUAUACGGCAAGUCCUCCCUUCGGAUAGAAAAUGUUCGUUCCGAUGACCAGGGCUGGUACGAGUGUAAGGUGCUAAUGCUCGAGCAGCAGUAUAAUACUUUUUACAAUGGCAGUUGGGUGCAUCUAACCGUCAAUGCUCCUCCUACAUUCACAGAUACGCCACCUCAAUAUGUAGAGGCCAAAGAGGGAGGAAGCAUCGUUUUGAGCUGCAUUGCCUUUGGCAACCCUAAACCCUCGGUCAGCUGGUUGCGGGACGGCAACCUUCUGGUCACCAGUGCCAAGUAUAAGGUAUUUGAUGGGAGUUUGACUGUGCUAUCCAUCGCCCGAGAGGAUCGUGGUGCCUAUACUUGUCGAGCCUUUAGUCCCCAAGGAGAGGCUGUUCACACAACACGGCUGCUAGUUCAAGGCCCUCCAUUCAUUGUAUCACCACCAGACAACAUUACAGUGAACAUCUCGCAAGACGCCUUCUUCACAUGCCAGGCGGAGGCUUACCCCCGAAACUUGACCUAUACCUGGUUCUGGGAGGAAGACAAUGUCUUUUUUAAGAAUGACCUGAAGCGCAGAGUCAGUGUUUUGAUUGACGGAUCCCUUAUUAUCGCCCAAGUCAAGCCAGAGGAUGCCGGGAAAUAUACUUGUGCUCCUAGCAACAGCCUUGGCCUACCACCGACUGCCUCAGCCUACCUGACUGUGCAAUAUCCUGCCCGGGUUGUAAACAUGCCAUCUGUACUCUACGUGGCCAUUGGACUGCCGGGCUUUAUCCGAUGUCCUGUAGAUGCCAACCCGCCUGUAACUUUGGUUAGGUGGAAAAAAGAUGGUCUCCCACUUCGGAUAGAUAAGUACCCUGGUUGGAGCCAAAUGGACGAUGGGAGCAUCCGUGUGGCAGAGGUGACAGAGGACUCUCUCGGCACCUAUACCUGCAUGCCUUACAAUGCCCUGGGUUCCAUGGGUUGGUCCCCUCCUGCUCCCCUGGUGCUAAAGGACCCUCCCAAAUUCUCAGUGGUCCCUGGAGGGCAGUACAGACAGGAGGCUGGGAGAGAGCUGGUUAUUCCAUGUGAAGCAGAAGGAGACCCCUUUCCCAAUAUAACAUGGAGGAAGAAGGUCGGAAAGCCCAGUAAAAGCAAGCACAACGUUCUGCCUCGAGGCAGUUUACAGUUUAAGUCACUUACAAAGGAAGACUAUGGGGAAUGGGAGUGUGUUGCCACCAACGUCGCUACAAGCAUCACUGCCAGCACGCAUGUCCAGGUCAUAGGCACAAGCCCCCACGCUCCUACCAGCGUCCAUGUGGUGGCAUCCUCCACAUGGGCCAAUGUAUCAUGGGAUGUGGGCUAUGACGGAGGCUUCCAGCAGACAUUCUCAGUCUGGUAUGGCCAUGUGCUAAAAAGGGAGCGUUUAGGUCCACAUGACUGGCUCUCAAUGCCUGUGCCAGGAGGCCAAGAGUGGAUGGUGGCGCCUGGCUUGGAGCCCGAGACAACAUACCAGUUCAGCGUCCUAGCCCAAAACAAGCUUGGCACAGGACCCUUCAGCGAGGUUGUCACUGUGAACACAUUAGUAUUUCCUAUAAGUACCCCUGAACCACUGGUGCUGCUUACCCCACCACGGUGCCUCACAGCCAAUCGCACGCAACAGGGAAUUCUGCUUACCUGGAUUCCGCCCGCCAAUCACACAGCACCAAUCCAGCAUUAUAUCAUGGAGUUUCGCCUCGGAGAACGAUGGGAGGUCCUGGACGACAGCAUCCCUUCAAGUGAGACAGAGAUGCUUGCUCGCGACCUCAUUCAGGAGUCCUGGAAUGAGUUCCGUGUCAUGGCCGUCAUGGAUGGCACGAUUAGUGAGCCGAGCAACGUAGUCGGUGUCUCCAAUACAGACUUCUUUCCACCUCCUGAGAUGGUUGAGGAAUCAGGGUUGGCACGACCAGUUGUGGCUGGCAUCGUGGCCACUAUCUGCUUCUUGGCUGCAGCCAUCCUUUUCAGUACAAUGGCAGCCUGCUUUGUCAAUAAGCAGAGGAAGCGAAAGCUAAAAAGGAAAAAAGAUCCCCCUCUUUCCAUUACGCACUUAAGAAAAAGUAUGGCAACACCGCAAUCUUCAGGAAAGACUAGUCCAGAGAGCAUUCGUUCAAAGACACCCUUAUCAGAAACAUCUGAGGAUAGCCCUGACCGACAUGAUAAGAAAACACCCCCAAGUCCAGGGAAGAAAGAGGAGUUGUCUCUAUACAAGAAGACUAAAAGAGCAAUAACAAGCAAGAGGUAUACUAUCUCAAAACCUGACGCUGAAGCGACACCACCAAUUGAACUCAUCAGCCGUGGCCCAGACGGGCGUUUUGUGAUUGAUCCUACCGAUGCGGAUUUUGCUGUCAAGCCCCGACGAAUUGAAGGGUUUCCCUUUGUGGAAGAAUCCGAUCUGUAUCCUGAAUUUCGCCAAUCAGAUGAAGAGAACGAGGAUCUUAGGCCUCUUCCGCCAGUUAUGGCUCCACUUCGGCCUCAUCAGAUUUCACCCAUCUCAAGUCAUGAGUCCUACCUCCAGCCUCCAGCCUACAGCCCUCGUUUCCAGAGGCCCUUCGAAGGUAUGACUAUUAUGGAGAGCAGUCGACUUCAGGCUACAGGGCAAAUUCGAGGCUCUCUCCAUCACAGGGCUUUCUAUGGCUACCUGGGUUCCCAUGGGGAUCAUGAUCCUCCUCCUCCUUUUUACAUGACAGAUACCAGUCCGCUUAGCUCCGUCAUGUCCUCCCCUCCAUACCUGACUGAAGGUCCUUUUGGUUACCCUAUGAUCCCAGAAGAAAUGGCAGAGAGUGAUUUCACGCAAUAUGCCGUUUCUGGCUUCCCCUAUCCUUUGACACUCACUUCUUCCUCCCGUUCACCAGAAUUUUGGCGGGGAAUGGAUUUUACAUUUUCAACUGUAGAGGGGCCCCAGUUAAUUUUUCCACCACACCACUCUUUGCAUCUCCGCCACGAUUCUCCCUAUCCACCCCCAGCCUCUGUUCUUCCCCUUAGUGCUUUUCAGACUUCCUCUCUCCCAAUGCCUACCUAUCCAUCUGUGCUGCCACUUGAAGCACCGCAGAGCUACUCUAGCAGGUCUCCCAGUAGGACCAGGCCUCAUGGUUCUCCAGCCAGGCAUAUAGCUUUGCAAGAGGCACAUUUAGGGCAGCUAAGACGUCCACAACACAGUGUGGGUGCUCCAGUUUUGCCUUACACUGAUCCAAUGGCCCAUAUUGGCCCUAGCACCCUCAGUAGCCUGGAUACCAGAUGGUUUGAAUCUACCCCCCAUUUUAGUCCAAGGCAGGCUCGUAGAAUGGACUCUGGUGUGCAUCAGGUGGUUCUCCAGCCCUCUCGACUUUCCCCUCUUACCCAAAGCCCCUUUAGUUCUCAGGAGGGUUCCCCUGAAAUUGUCGUACGUCCAAGGCCCCGUCCAAACAUUAUUCAAGCUCCAAAACCCCCAGAGAUGUCUGAGAUUACACUUCUACCGCCUUCCACAGCCACCUUCUCAAGGAGAUCUUCUCCUUCUUCCUCGCCUGCGCUAGGCCAGGGUAGCAGAAGAGCCAGUCCUAGCUAUCGUUCCCAUUUGGCUUUUGCUUCAUCUGCAACCAGCUAUCAAGCUUCCCAAUCUCCGUCACCAUCCGUGGAAAGCAUCAACAUGUUUGGCCAGAUACCGUCUCACAGGAGGACUGAAGAGGAAGUACUUCCAGCUGAGCCCUCUCCAUCCCAGUUGUCAGCUUCAGGAAAACGUCGAGGCGCGCCGAGUGUCCUUUCGGGGUCUGAGAGGUUUGAUGCUCUGAGAUACCAACGCAUUAGAAAGGCUAAGAAGAUGACAAUGAAUAACAAUAAUUCCAAGACUCGGAGGAAAGCAGGUGUCUCUGCCUCUCAGACCCAACAGGCUCACAUCACUCAGGUACUUCAGCCCGAAGAAGCGCUCUACCUCCACAGGAAGAAGAAACGGCUCCUUCUUCACGAUCCAUACACUCGCUUCUCUGCUCUGCUGUACCGACGUCCCCUUCGAGAAGACCAGAAGGCUAUUUUGGCUUGUAUGGACAACGUAGAACUAGACCACGCUACCUUCCUCUGA
Messenger RNA from Nerophis lumbriciformis (worm pipefish), 4320 nucleotides. NCBI's taxonomy places the organism in Eukaryota, Metazoa, Chordata, Actinopteri, Syngnathiformes, Syngnathidae. The record is from RefSeq and is a predicted model, not a curated record.